AUGGCCGUGGGCGGUGCGCAUUCUGCAGGCGGCCCCGGCGUGCAGCGUGGACAUGGGAUCUCGAAGCGUCCAGCUCCUGGCCGUACUCCUCGUCCUGGGGGGCGAGGGGCUGUGUGCCUGGCAGGGGCCCAGAAACCUUCCCCCUGCCAGUGCUCACGGAUCACAGCCCGUAACAGGAAGAACUGUGGCUUCCCGGGCGUCACCCCCGAGACGUGCUUCAGCGCCGGAUGCUGCUUUGACUCCACAGUCCCCAAUGUCCCCUGGUGUUUCCACCCCCUUCCGAAGCAAGAGUCGGAGCAGUGUGUCAUGGAAGUGUCCGCCCGUAGGGACUGCGGGUACCCGGGCAUCAGCCCUCAGGUGUGUGCGUCUCGCAAGUGCUGUUUUUCCGACACUAUCGUCAACGUGCCCUGGUGUUUCUUCCCAAUCCCUGUGGAAGGUGGCUCUGAGGAUGGCUCGUGCAACGGCCAUGGAGAGCAGGUCACCUCAGCCACGCCCCUGGAUCCCUGCCCAGCUGGUGGUGCCGCCCAACCGACUGUCCUGCAGCCACGGGUUGGCAGUGCCACUAAGUGCCACAUGCUGUGCCGGGUGCUGGGGCCGACGUGGACCUUCUCCCAACAUCAGGGUGAGCCAAAGAGCGCGGCAGAGACCUAA
Messenger RNA from Callorhinus ursinus (northern fur seal), 651 nucleotides. The record is from RefSeq and is a predicted model, not a curated record. NCBI's taxonomy places the organism in Eukaryota, Metazoa, Chordata, Mammalia, Carnivora, Otariidae.